Messenger RNA from Spathaspora passalidarum NRRL Y-27907, 2484 nucleotides. RefSeq names its product putative serine/threonine protein kinase (gene KSP1). Gene Ontology annotation, molecular function: ATP binding; protein serine/threonine kinase activity. The coding region runs from base 1 to 2484 and encodes 827 amino acids. Gene Ontology annotation, cellular component: cytoplasm; autophagosome. The record is from RefSeq and is a predicted model, not a curated record. Gene Ontology annotation, biological process: autophagosome organization; autophagy; peptidyl-serine phosphorylation. NCBI's taxonomy places the organism in Eukaryota, Fungi, Ascomycota, Pichiomycetes, Serinales, Debaryomycetaceae. The transcript has a single exon.
AUGGAUGAAUUCGAGCAAUAUGACAAGGGUCAAUUAUUAAGAAACCGAUAUCUUAAGGUCGGUGAUAUAAGUGAAGGUUCUUAUGGAUUAGUUUCCGUGGCCAAAGACACUCAUUCUAAUAACAAACUAGUUGCUGUUAAGUUCAUUUAUCCCGUCGAUUACAAAAAAACUAGACAAGAAGGACAGCAACAACAACAAGAUCACGGAUCAAGACCAAAUUCCAGUCCUGCCAAAUUAAGAUCACCCGUGGUGGAGUCUAAAACCCCAGAUGGGAAACACUAUAGACAAUCAGUUAUAAAUAAUUUAUUAAAUGAAGCUCAAAAGGAAAUUAAGAUCCACAAGAUUCUUGGUGAUCAUCCCAACAUUUCCAAGUUAUAUGAUCAUUUUGAUACUUGUUUAGUUUUAGAAUUUUGUUCCCGGGGUGAUUUAUACGAAGCCAUUCAUAAUGGGAAUGGUCCAGCCACAACUCAAGAUAUCAAGGAUGUUUUCCAACAAAUCUUAAAUGCUUUGGAAUUUUGUCAUUCUCAUGGUGUUUAUCAUCGUGAUUUAAAGCCUGAAAAUAUCUUAAUUGCUGAAGAUUGGAGUAUUAAAUUAUGUGAUUGGGGGUUAUCUACAACAACCAAAGUCAUUACUAAUAAAGAUGAAUUUGAUAUUGGAUCUGAAAGAUAUAUGGCUCCUGAAUUAUUUGAUGACAAUGUUGAAUCAUAUGACGCGGCAAAAAUUGAUAUUUGGUCAUUGGGUAUUAUUUUGUUGACUUUAGUAUUCCAUAAGAAUCCAUUCCAGGUGGCCAAUUAUUCUGAUAAACGGUUCAUUCAAUUUGUCAAUAACCGUGAAGCCUUGUUUGACAUUUUUUCAACCAUGAGUGGAGAUUUAUUUUCAGUUUUGAGAUUUUCAUUAACUAUUGACCCCGACAAUCGUAAUUUAGCCAGCAUUUCAAAUGAAUUGAAAUUGCUUAGAUAUUUCACCAUUGAUGAAGAAUACUGGGCCAGUGAUUAUGAAGAAGAAGAAGAAGAAGAGCCUGAAGACAUUGAUGACGAAUAUGCCUCAUAUGAAUCUGAUGAAAAGGCCCAUUCAGAAUCUCCUACCGAAAAGAAGUUAACACAGAUAGAACAAUUCAAACUUGAAACUGAACCACUUACCCCAACUGUCUCGAUUACUGACACCGAGGGUGAACCCGUUAAAGCAAUUUUAUCUAGAUCUCCAUUAUCACCUCGUGGUGGAAUUGAAGAUAUUCCACACAAUCACAGAGCAGAUGCACUUUUAUCUUCCAGCACCAACUUGAAACCUAUCCCAAUUGGAGGAUCAGGAUACAAGUUUAUUAGAAACACGAGAAAACCAUUGAAUGUAGCUUCAUACAAUCAAAAUUCAAGUCGUUUCCAAAGUUCUUACAACAAGUUCAAUCGUGAAGAGUAUUAUACUCCCAAGUCUGUUUUUAAUCACUAUAUGGAUAAAUAUGGUGAACAAAAGUUUGGUAAGUUGGACAAUAGAAGUGGAAGCCCCUUUGAAAAUGGAAACAAGAGACCUAAACAUGCCAAGAGAACAUGGAAGAAGAACUACAAGAAGAAGUAUAAACCCAAUAAUAAUGGCGGAGGAGGUCAGCAAUAUCAACAAAACCAGCAUCAUCCAUACCAUCACCAACAUACCAGAAGUCAAGAUUUUGCUAAUGAUUCCCAUAAUCACAUUCACCCCAAUCGCAGAAAAUCAAGACUGUAUUCAACAUCUAAAUUAAAACGUCCAAUUUUCCAAUCGUCUGGUGGUAUGACUGGUAGUCCAAUUAACAAUAACUUGCUUUCUGCUAACCAUCCAACUUUGACUCAUCCAAAUGUGAAUGUAAAUGGUAACAGUGCUCCAUCUGCUACUUUAUCCAGCUCUGGAAAGUAUGUUCCUCCAUAUUUAAGAUCUCCAAACUAUCAAAGAUCGCCAGUGAUUGAACCAUUGGUUGAAGAAAUGGAUCAUCUUUCUCUUAAUAACGACGACGAUGAAGUUUUCCAUUUGGAAGGUGAUUUUGAAUCUAAAUCAAAUGGAAGUGGCAGACAACAGCCACAACAUCACCAUUACAAUAGUGGAUAUGGCAGUGAUUAUUCAAGCCACAACCGUCGUAAUUCAAGGUAUGGAUGUGAUAGUGGGUAUAACAACUUCAAUCUGCACCAUGCUACUAAUGGAACUCAUCCUGGAAGAAGAAAUUCGGUUGCUGCAGCUACAAGAAAGGCCGUGUUUGGUAAUAACAAUAACGUUGAUAAUAGUCAAAUGUUAUCUACGUCUGCCACUAGUACUUCCAGUGGUAAAUACAUUCCUCCAUUUAAACGAGGUUCAGUAGGCACAGUGCCAGCAGUUAAGAGGUCACCACCAGAUAGGAAGGAAAGACCCACAUCCAGUACGUUUUCUGAUAUGAAUAAGAAUCCAUUGAUUCAUAAUCAUGUAUCUUUGAUUGGAUCAGAAUGGAUCUCUUCGUAUAAGAAGGAUUGGAGUGAUUACGAUGAUUAA